CAAGCGCAUGCGCUGUAGUCGCGUUCGCUGCACGACACUUGACUACUCCUGCCUUCCCAUCCCGGAAGUGCUGCCACAGGACCGGAGUUACAAGGAAAGGUCUUGUCGAGCGAAUACAAUGCCGUAUUUGGGGUCAGAAGAUGCCAUCAAAGAUCUGAAGAGAGCCCUGUGUAACCCCCAUAUCCAAGCAGACAGACUUAGAUACAGGAAUGUCAUUCACAAAGUUAUCCGUCACAUGACCCAGGGAGUGGACGUGUCCAGUGUUUUCAUGGAGAUGGUGAAAGCCAGUGCCACGGUAGACAUCGUGCAAAAGAAACUGGUUUACUUAUAUAUGUGCACAUAUGCUGCUCAUAAACCUGAUCUUGCGCUGUUAGCUAUCAAUACACUGUGCAAGGACUGUUCGGAUCCUAAUCCUAUGGUCAGAGGACUGGCCCUGCGGAGCAUGUGCAACCUCAGAAUGCCAGGCAUACAUGAAUAUAUACAACAGCCCAUUUAUAAUGGCCUCCGAGACAAGGCUUCAUACGUAAGAAGAGUGGCGGUUUUGGGGUGUGCUAAACUGAACAUGCUGCAAGGAGACAUGGAAGUUGACGGAGGAAUAGUGAAUGAACUGUACAGCCUACUUCGAGAUCCUGACCCUAUUGUCUUGGUGAACUGCUUACGUGCCUUGGAGGAAAUAUUGAAAGAAGAAGAUGGAGUUGUCAUCAACAAACCCAUUGCACAUCAUCUACUCAACAGGCUGGCUGACUUGGAUCAUUGGGGACAAAGUGAAGUGUUAACCUUUCUCCUUCGAUACAGACCUCGCACCGAAGAGGAGAUUUUUGACAUCCUUAAUCUUCUGGACAGCUAUUUGAAAAGCACGCACAUCAGUGUGGUCACGGGUGCAACCAAACUCUUCCUGGUUCUGGCUAAAGGAUUCCCUCACGUGCAGGUGGAUGUCCUGGCCAGGCUGAAAGCUCCACUGCUCAGCGCCUGCACCUCGGAGUGCAAGGAAAUGUGCUUUGCUGCCUUGUGCCAUGUCCGAGAGAUUUUGCGCAGCUUUCCAGGACAUUUCAGUGCUCAUUACAAAAAGUUUUUCUGUUCCUACAAUGAUCCUCACUACAUCAAAAACCAGAAGAUGGAUAUCUUAUGUGAGCUGGUCAACGAUGAAAACGUGCUCAGCGUUCUCGAGGAGCUUCGAGUCUGCUGCACUGAUGUGUCGGCACAGCUUGCCCAUACUGCUAUUUUUGCAAUCGGUCGGAUUGCGAGAACAUACAGCGAGAACUGUGUGAAAAUCUUAGCAGGGCUUCUUGAAUUCAAGCAAGAACACAUCACAUCAGCUGUCAUACAGACUUUUCGGGACCUGGUUUGGCUGUGUCCCCAAUGCACACCAUCAGUAUGCACAGCUCUUCCUGGAUGUGAAGAAAACAUUCAGGAUAAUGAGGGGAAAAGGGCUCUGAUUUGGCUCCUAGGGAUGCACGGAGAACACAUUCCCAAUGCUCCUUAUGUCUUGGAAGAUUAUGCUGACAAUGUUAAGGCUGAAACCUCUUCAUUGGUAAAGAUGGAGCUUCUAACUGCUUUAGUACGGCUCUUUUUGACGCGUCCAGCUGAAUGUCAAGACACCCUAGGGCGCCUAAUUUAUUAUUCCAUAGAGGAGGAAACCAAUAUGGCAGUACGAGAUCGGGGUCUCUUCUACUACCGACUUUUAUCCACUGGUGUGAAUGAAGUGAAGAAGAUAUUGAACAGUCCAAAAUCUGACCCAUCAUUGGGUGUACUAGUAGACCAAAAAGAGGAACCGGUUAACACAUGGGUGUCAAACUUUAAUACACUGGUGCCUCUGUACGACAUAAGGCACUGGGAUGUCCUAACUUCCAGCUCAGGGAGGUCUAACCUUUCUUGUGCUACUGAUCAUCUUCCCACAGUAGAACAUACAUCAAUUGUGACUUCUGACGUUACAUCAAUUGUGGAUUCUGGAGAAACACCAGAGAAACAGCAGCCUUUCACACUGAUUAGCGAUGUUGCCAUAACUCCGGAGGCAUUUGAGAAGAAGUGGAUGGCCACAGAUUCAGCGUACCGUUUGGACAUUGCAUGGAAAGAGGGUGUUGAUCCAGGAAUUCUGCAAACAUCCUUACACGUGAUGAAUAUCUACACUAUCGCCAAGAGCAAGGCUGGCGCACAGCUGUGGAAGUCCUAUCUAUAUGCACAGGAUACCGAAGAUAAUUUAUUUCUUUCCGAAAUAAUACUUAAUACCGAUACACCUUGCCUGCAAACAAAUGUGAAGACGAAUGCUGAAGGUGAAGGAGCAGUCCAACAGUUUGCUUCCCUUUUAAAGACUGCCGUUGCAACAAUCUUAGCUCUGUCCAGGUGAAAGUCAGCUGUUCGUAGAUGGUGAGGAUAUCAUUGAUGGAAGUGUAGGUGGUAUCUGGUUUGUGAUUUUCUAUACUUUAUUAGCUUCUACCUACUAAAUGCCUUAAUGCAAAACCAUUGGCGUAUACGAGGCAAAGCU
Messenger RNA from Spea bombifrons (plains spadefoot toad), 2482 nucleotides. It is a transcript of the gene AP4B1, whose product is annotated as adaptor related protein complex 4 subunit beta 1. NCBI's taxonomy places the organism in Eukaryota, Metazoa, Chordata, Amphibia, Anura, Pelobatidae. The coding region runs from base 8 to 2344 and encodes 778 amino acids. Gene Ontology annotation, molecular function: clathrin binding. The record is from RefSeq and is a predicted model, not a curated record. Gene Ontology annotation, cellular component: membrane coat; clathrin adaptor complex. Gene Ontology annotation, biological process: vesicle-mediated transport; intracellular protein transport. The transcript has 11 exons.